GGGAUUCAUUCGAAAGACUCCACCUCUACCUCCUGGACCGAAAGGCUAUCCUUUGAUCGGUAACCUUCUGGAUAUGCCGGGCGUUACUCCGUGAAAGACAUUUAAAAAAUGGUCAAAGGUUUAUGGUUCGUGUCCUAUCCGCAUUUACUGCUUAUAUAAAUAGAUACUCGGCGUCCAGGAGAUGUCAUCUUCCUAGAUCUUCCUCAACAACCCACCGUGGUUCUAGGAUCCGCGCAGGCUACCUUGGACCUCAUGGAGAAACGCUCAGAUAUAUACUCAGACAAGCUCGUCUUCGUGAUGGAUGAGCUUAUGACUUGGGACUCCAACAUGCCAUUUAUGCCGUAUAUGCACAAAUGGCGGGAUCAUCGUUGGGUCUUUCACCAGUAUUCAAAUCAACGCGAAGUUGCCAAGUACAGACCGAUUCAAGUCCAAGAGUGUCGUGCUUUUCUCCGACGAAUGGUUGAUGCCCCAGACAAUUUGGCUCAGCAUGUCCGCCAAAUAUUCACCGCCAUCAUCCUGAAGGUUGUUUAUGACAUGGAUAUAAAGGAUUUGGACGACGAAUACUUGUUUUCAGCACCGGAAGCUGUUCUGCAUAGCGUUCAGUCGAGACUCCCAGGCACAUAUUGAAUAGAAUUCUUCCCAUUCUUUAGACACACUCCUAGCUGGGUUCCUGGAGCUAAGUUCAAACAGACGGCGGAGCAUUACAGGCCUUACGUUGAAGCCAUGCGUAACAGACCAUUUGAUGUGGUUAAACAGGCUAUUGCCAAUGGAUCUGCCGCGCCCUCUGCCGCAGCAAGUCUGAUCAAAAAGAUGCAGGAACGAUACAAGAGAACCAAUAUAAAGUCACAGUAGGAACAAAUUGCUCGAAAUGUGAUGGGUGUUGCAUAUGCAGCCGGGGCUGAUACCACAACCGCUGUAGCACAGACCUUUCUAAUCGCCAUGAGCCUGUUUCCGGAUGUCCAACGGGAGGCUGAUCUAUGUUCAAGCUGUUGCGCUUGAGAGUAUGCGCUGGUUGACUAUCUUUCCCCUUGGCCUUCCUCCUCGGGUUACUUGUAAUGAUGUAUACAACGGGUACCUUAUCCCUAAGGGUACCAUAGUGAUGGCU
Molecule: messenger RNA, 1105 nt
Organism: Somion occarium
Lineage: Eukaryota; Fungi; Basidiomycota; Agaricomycetes; Polyporales; Cerrenaceae
Source: the annotation of a GenBank genome assembly